Stegostoma tigrinum is the source of this 1547-nucleotide messenger RNA. It is a transcript of the gene mindy4b, whose product is annotated as MINDY family member 4B. The record is from RefSeq and is a predicted model, not a curated record. Gene Ontology annotation, biological process: protein K48-linked deubiquitination. The transcript has 13 exons. Gene Ontology annotation, molecular function: K48-linked deubiquitinase activity; cysteine-type deubiquitinase activity. Lineage: Eukaryota; Metazoa; Chordata; Chondrichthyes; Orectolobiformes; Stegostomatidae. The coding region runs from base 80 to 1495 and encodes 471 amino acids.
GAAUCAAGGCUAAAGGAUCAGUUGAUCACGAAUGCUGGUGUCUACCCAGUGCAUUUAGAAUCUUCCCAAUAUCUCGAAUAUGGAUGAGGAACUGGGUGAUCAGAACCAUCACUUCAGUGAGCACGAUUUAGAUGCAAUCACCAACAAGAUCAGUGACCUGGGAAAAUGGAGAGAAAUCUUCAGUCAACAAGGAUUACAAUUCAAAGAUACUGUGGUGAAGAAGUAUCCAGACAGCCGUAAGGUUGAGGAUGAGAGUGAAGAUGGAGCAGGGACACAUCAGUCCAGCAGCAUUAAAUCUCGUAGUCACUUCACCGCCUUCAGUGUUCCGUAUUGCGUCCCAAAAGCAUUUGUUGUGUCUUCAAACUUAGGCAGCCUGCCCAUCACACUGGAGACAGCAGUGGCGCUGCGGAAGGCUCUGUUUGGGACAGCAUUUCAAGUUUUCAAUUACGAAUGGAAGAAAUCCCACUUUAAAUUCCGAGAUCCCUAUUCAGAUCUGGCAUAUGCGCUGCAGGCAGAGAGGGGUGGCAUCAGAUCUAUUCAGAUGGCAGUGCAAGCAUAUAUUCUCAAGUACCUGCUGUUCACCCGAAACAGUGACUUGGAAAGCCAGAAUAUUAAGUGCCUGCUUGGAGUGAGCCUUAAAGAGCAAGAAAAUGCGCUGGCAGCAGCUCUGUCUGACAUUCUGUGGACAGCAGGGGAAGGAGUCAAGAGCUUUGUUUGUUUGGUGACUGCUGACUGCUAUUUUGCCCCGACAAUCGACUACAAAACGGACAGCUACACCGAAAGACUCCAGCUCUUCCAGUUCACUGAGAGGGAAAAGCUGCAAAAUUUUAUUGCCGAACAUAUACACUGUUUUAAAGGUGAAGGAAGUCAUGCAGUCAUUCUGUUCCUCUACAGUUUACUCUUGUCAAGGACCUUGGAAAGGCUCUAUAAUGACAUGGACUGUACAACGCCUCACCUCUUGCAGGUGAGCCUAGGAAACUUCGUCUGUACACAAGCCCUCAUAAACCUCAUGCUCACUGGGAGAGCUAGUCCGAACGUUUUCAAUGGAGAUCUACAAUAUGAUAACAAAGGUGUCCUGCUUAAAGAACCAAAGCAUGGAGUCCUUGCCCGAAGUGAUGUGGGCUAUCUCUACUGGAACAGACAUGAGCUAGACCAUGAGAAGCUCCCACAGGUUGGAAGCAUGUUGAAAACUCCUAAGCUCCCGAUAUGGCUGUGCAACAUCAAUGACACUUUCAGUGUACUGUUCAACACCAAUAGACUUCUCUUGUCUGACUGGAGGAUGGAGCAUCUCUUCGAUCUGUAUUUUUACAGCGGCCAGUCUUCGCAGACAAAAACCGUCACUCUAACAAUCGAUACUCACUCUCACCACUGGGAGGAUGGGACGCGUGAGAAGGAAGAAGAUCCGGAGAAGAGGUUCCCCUCAGUGGAAAUGACCAUUCGCACGAAGUGGGAAGGAGCUGCAAUUGACUGGAAUGGAACUGUACCAUUUUUCUGAAUCCCAGCAAGGGAUUCACAGGAGACUGUUAAACCAUGACUAACUGUGUAGU